AGGAUUCACGACGAGCCUAUUGGAACGCAGCUCAUGUUAUCCUGGACCAAGCGGAACUUGCGUCGGACAACAUGGCGGAAGAAAACGUUGAGCGUCCCUCUGCUGCUGAUUCUGAAGCCACAUCCAAUUCAAAGCUGGCGUUAGAAGAUAACUCCAAGACCAAUAUUCCUGCACUUGAGUACACCCCGGACCUUCGAAGCGUCCUUGUUACCAGCGUUUUAAACGUGGAGAAGCUCGACGUAGACCUGUACAGGGGGACACAUCACUGGGUGCCACAGACUCAGCGCUUAUUUGGCGGACAAAUCAUUGGUCAAGCUCUAGUUGCUGCUGCCAAAUCUGUCAGUGAGAAUCUUUACGCUCACUCUCUUCACUGCUACUUUGUAAGAGCAGGAGAUCCUAAGGUUCCAGUGUUGUACCAGGUAGACCGCACAAGAGAUGGUCGCAGUUUUACAGUGCGCUCCGUGAAGGCAAUCCAGCACGGACAGCCUAUAUUUAUCUGCCAAGCGUCCUUCCAAAUCCUACAGCCAAGUCCGUUGCAACACCAGUUCACCAUGCCGGUGGUCCCCCAGCCUGAAGAGCUCCUUACUGCAGAGGAACUCAUCCAGGUUUAUCUCAGUAAACCUGGCCUGGCUGAAACUUUAAAACUAGCUCUUAAUAAACUGCUUGCAAUUGAAGUCCCAAUUGAGAUCAAGCCAGUCAGCCCUCCACAGUUUCACAGGCUUGCUGCAGCAGAGCCAAAGAAAUUGUUUUGGGUGCGAGCCAAAGGAUACAUUGGUGAAGGCAACAUGAAAUUGCACUGCUGUGUGGCUGCCUAUGUAUCAGAUUUUGCCUUUCUGGCAACUGCAAUGCUACCUUACCCCAACUACAGGGUAAAGUUCUCAGUUUCCCUGGACCACGCCAUGUGGUUCCACAACAUUUUCCGCAGUGAUGAAUGGAUGUUGUACGAGUGUGAGAGCCCGUGGGCAGGAGGCAGUAGGGGACUGGUUCAAGGCCGCCUGUGGAGAAGAGAUGGUGUGCUGGCAGCCUCAUGUGCACAGGAAGGGGUCCUGAGAGUCAAAGUACGGGGCGUAUUUCCUGAGCCCAGCAAACUAUAGGCACCUUUCUCAUACGGUUUUAAAAGUUAUGAUUGUUUUAUACCAAACUAAAGUCUACCUUUUUGUGUGGUUACUUUUAUUCCAGAUGAAUAUUUGUGAAGUUUUUGUCAAUGUUAAUGUUUUAUACAUUAACUUGGGAUGUUUUUAGUUUUUGAAAUGUUUUAGACAAACAUGACAAAUAUUUCACUGGCUCCUAUAUUCCAAGCUUUUUCAUUAGUAGUUGCAUGGGACAAACUCUUUAUUCCACAUUUGAACUGACCUGAGUACUGUAUUUAUUUUUCUUAACCACAAUUACACAAUGUAAAGAGUUAUUUGUAAUGCAAUAACUACUGAUUAAGAACAUUUAGCUCUUGUAAUCAUUUCUGAAUGGAAGAAAUGAAAGUUCACAAUAUCCUGAGCAAAGCUAUUUGGUUGAUUAAAAGACUCAUGCAUGGAGUAUUCCUGCUAGUAAGUUAUACUUAAACAUUUAAUGGUUCUCCACAAACAUCCAGAUGAGUCAAUCAUGUGAAUGUAAUAAAACUCUUAAACUAAAAAAGGUACACAAAGGACAUGACUUUCAAACUUUCAGUGUUAAAUUGGGGCCUCAUUUAUGAUUCUUAUUCCUUAAGGUAAAGUCAACGGUAGCGUUAGCCAUUUCAUCUAAAAAUGUGUAAUCUGAUUUGAAAAGUCACAAAUGACUAGUCAGUUAAAUCUAAAAUAUUAGAUUGGAUAAAAACACAAUGUCAAAAGAAUGCAGACUAAGAUUUUGAAGAUCCAAU
Syngnathoides biaculeatus (alligator pipefish) is the source of this 1852-nucleotide messenger RNA. RefSeq names its product acyl-CoA thioesterase 8 (gene acot8). Gene Ontology annotation, biological process: fatty acid catabolic process; acyl-CoA metabolic process. The transcript has 6 exons. Gene Ontology annotation, cellular component: peroxisomal matrix. The record is from RefSeq and is a predicted model, not a curated record. The coding region runs from base 72 to 1094 and encodes 340 amino acids. Gene Ontology annotation, molecular function: fatty acyl-CoA hydrolase activity. Lineage: Eukaryota; Metazoa; Chordata; Actinopteri; Syngnathiformes; Syngnathidae.